UAAGGUGGUCGGUUCCUCUUCCAUCCAGUUCUCUUUAGUGUUUGCCAAUGUUGGAGGUGUAACUGGGGUCUGGCCCUGGAUAAAGGAAUAGAGCAUGGCUCAAGUGAAAGUACAGACCUCAGCGCCCCUGGCUGGUCCUGGCCUCUCCCCUGGAGUCCCUCCAACGGCCAUGGCCAGUCAAGGAUCCCUGGGUCUGCAGCCCUCCGUCAAUGGCACAGGCCCGGCCCCCACACCCGCCUGCCCUGCUCCUGCAGUCGGAUAUGGGGACGCCCCUGUGUCUGCCACACCGCCAGGCCCGCCCCAGGAGAACAUGGCAAACCCUAAAGAGAAAACUCCAAUGUGUUUGGUGAAUGAGUUAGCCCGUUUCAACAGGAUCCAACCACAGUACAAGCUCCUCAAUGAGAGAGGCCCUGCACACGCUAAGAUCUUCACCGUGCAGCUGACUCUUGGGGAGCAGGUGUGGGAGGCAGAGGGCACCAGUAUUAAAAAGGCGCAACACUCCACAGCUGCCAAAGCACUGGCUGAGAGUGUCCUUCCCAGGCCAGCGCCCCGCUCCCCUAAAGCUGACAUCAACAGUAACCCAGGCAGUAUAACACCCACAGUCGAGCUGAAUGGUCUGGCCAUGAAGAGAGGGGAGCCGGCUAUCUACAGGCCUUUGGAUCCCAAGCCGAUGCCCAACUACAGAGCCAAUUACAACUUCAGAGGGAUGUUUAACCAAAGGUACCAUUAUCCUGUUCCUAAGAUCUUCUAUGUGCAGCUGUCUGUAGGGAGUCAUGAGUUUAUUGGUGAGGGACGCACUCGCCAAGCAGCCAGACACAACGCUGCCAUGAAGGCCCUGCAAGCCCUCCGCAAUGAACCCAUCCCUGAGCGGCCACCACAGAAUCCAGAGGAAAAGGGGGAGACGGAGGAAGGCGCUGAUGCCAGUAAAUCAGAGAUCAGCCUGGUCUAUGAAAUUGCCCUCAAGAGGAACUUGUCUGUUAAUUUUGAGGUGUUGAAGGAGAGUGGGCCCCCACACAUGAAAAGCUUCCUGACCCGUGUCACCGUGGGGGAGUUCUCUGCCGAGGGUGAGGGCAACAGCAAGAAGCUGUCCAAGAAACGUGCCGCUCUGUCCAUCCUGCAGGACCUGAAGAAGCUUCCCUCCAUACCCACUGUGGAAAAACCCAAGACACACUACAAGAAACGAACCAAGACCAUCCUCAAGACAGGACCAGAUUAUGGACAGGGCAUGAACCCGAUCAGCCGUCUAGCCCAGAUCCAGCAGGCCAAAAAGGAGAAGGAGCCCGAGUACCUGCUGCUCUCAGAGAGAGGGAUGCCCCGACGUCGGGAGUUCAUCAUGCAGGUGAAGGUGAAUAAUGAGGUUGCCACGGGAACAGGGCCCAACAAGAAGGUUGCCAAGCGGAAUGCAGCUGAGGCUAUGCUGCUACAGCUGGGAUACAAGGCCUCCACAGUCCCUCAGAACCCGGCUGAGAUGGACAACAAAGGCUGGAAUGGACAAAAGGCGUCUUUUACUGAAGCGACAAGCAACACCCAAAAGGGUCUGCUCCACCUAAGCCCAGAUGUCUAUCAGGAGAUGGAGGCCAGUAGAAAGCAAGGUGGCAGUGCUCCGGGCCCCGGGAGCACCAGUAGCAACUCCGUUAACUACAUGGCAUCAAAAGACAUGGGGCCCUGCUCUGCCCCGCUACCCCCAGGACACCCUUCUUAUUACAGUGGCUCAUCCUCCUCACCCAGCCCAACCGCUACCAUGGCCAGGGAGCUGCUGCUGAAUGGUCAGUCACCCACAGCCGAAGCCUCACUGCCCAUGAAGGGGAAGAACCUGGCCUGUGGUGUCUCGGUGCAGCCAGCACAGCAGCUGGACUACCUGGCUCGCAUCCAGGGCUUCCAGGUGCAGUACAGCGAUGCGCAGAGUGGUAAGGAUUUUGUGACCUAUCUGACUCUCUCCCCUGUGCAAAUGACUUUCCACGGCACUGGGAGCACCCUCCAAGCCAGCCAUGACCAGGCUGCUCUAAGUGCCUUGAAACAGCUGUCGGAGCAGGGACUGGACCCAGUGGAUGGCCCCAUCAAGACCACUGAACCAUGUGGGAGGGAGGACGGACAUUAAACAGACUAACUCAGGCACCACCACUCAGGUCUGCAAGGAUUCAAAGGCUGUCGUCUAGGAGCUGACAACCCCCCGAACCUCUCCUUCAACAUACACACUCCCACCCCCGCCUCCUAUAACCCUGAUCCCACAUAACCUCCAGCCACCACCCGCAGUCCCCGCCCUACCCUCUCUACCCCUCACGAUCGCCACUGUAUCCUGCAAAACCUGUCAACAUGCAAUAGGGUGGAUGUGCACCAAGAAAUGACCGACUAAAACACCAUUACCCGAGUCUAUGUGAAGACAACGCUAUCUUAACACGUUUAUUGAUGAUUUCAGUCAAAAUUUAGAGGACAAGAUAAAUGAAUAAAUACAAUACAAGCUAAUGAUAAAUGCAUGGUACUGUGUAAAAUCAAGGGAAGUCCAAAGCGAUACCCUGCAUAGACAAUUUUCCCUUUGGAUAGAUGUUGGUAUGGUUAAAACAAAUAAUGUACAUCAUGCCAUUGAAAUACAAAAGAAACACAUUAG
Molecule: messenger RNA, 2605 nt
Organism: Pundamilia nyererei
Lineage: Eukaryota; Metazoa; Chordata; Actinopteri; Cichliformes; Cichlidae
Gene: stau2
Product: staufen double-stranded RNA binding protein 2
Exons: 15
Coding region: 95-2098 (667 amino acids)
Biological process (GO): intracellular mRNA localization; anterograde dendritic transport of messenger ribonucleoprotein complex; germ cell development
Cellular component (GO): neuronal cell body; neuron projection; plasma membrane
Molecular function (GO): double-stranded RNA binding; mRNA binding
Source: RefSeq, a predicted model, not a curated record